Exophiala xenobiotica is the source of this 1493-nucleotide messenger RNA. RefSeq lists its product as uncharacterized. Gene Ontology annotation, molecular function: iron ion binding; 2 iron, 2 sulfur cluster binding. NCBI's taxonomy places the organism in Eukaryota, Fungi, Ascomycota, Eurotiomycetes, Chaetothyriales, Herpotrichiellaceae. The record is from RefSeq and is a predicted model, not a curated record. Bases 157 to 1455 code for a protein of 432 amino acids. The transcript has 8 exons.
AUUAGUUCUUGAUGGAAGGAGUUCUUCAGAGGAUGAUUCGCAAGGAUAGAAUACAUUUAUUGAACCUGUCAGAUCAGAUUGACGAACUUCUUGUACAUGAAAAUUGAUUGCAUAGCAACCUACGAGUAGGAGAUUAAUCUAUCAGACAUAUCGAGGAUGACGACGGUCGAUAGCACUACCUUUCUCGCCGACGGCGGAUAUCUGCAAAAGGGCAAGGACAAGAAUCUUCGAGCGGUCGACUUGGGACGGAAAACGCACAAUCUGCCACCGUCGAGAUGGUAUCGAGAUGAGAAGAUCUUUCAAUUGGAGAGAAGGGCUUUGUUUUCAACAUUAUGGCAUGUUGCAAGUUUCAGUGCGCGGUUUCAGAAGGCUGGCGAUUACUUGACGAUGGAAAUGUUUGGAUGGAAUUUCUUCCUCAUAAGGGACAAGGAAGGAAGAAUCAAUGCCUUCCAUAACAUUUGUCGGCACCGCGGGCACCCAGUGAUACAAAAGACCAGCGGGUCGAGUACGGUGCUUGCAUGUCGAUUCCAUGGCUGGUCGUAUUUGCCCACCGGCGAACUGCACAAAGCGAGGGAGUACAACGAACUUCCCGACUUCGAGCCCAAGGCUCAUUCGCUCUUUAAGAUCCAUACUCACGUCACGCCGCAGGGGUUCAUUUUUGUGAAUUUCGACGCUCGAGAGACCCCAGCAGUCAGCUUUGAAGAGCAAUUUGGUGAUGAUUUCGAGCCUAUGCCGACGACACAGACCGGGAGGGAAAUUGGAGACGAGUUCGCCUUGUUUCCCAAUGACGGAUGGGAAUAUGAUCAUACGUGGAAUAGCAGUGUUGGAGGGACCGAGUUCAACUGGAAGACUUUCGUGGAUGGGUUUCAGGAAUGUUAUCAUUGCCAAACUGGCCAUCCGACAACCCUACCAAAAGACUUCGCCCUGGAUCAGUACUAUCUUCGUCAGGGACAUGGAGCGUCGCGACAUUUCCUUCCUCCGAAGAGAGAAGGCUUGUCUGAAGCAUACAUCACCUGGUUGUACCCCCUGGGAGUCGUCACAUUCAGCGACAAUCUGCUCUUCAUCGGACGAUUCAAUGCCACUGGAGCUCUCGAGACCUCCUAUGACAGCGAGACUUACCGGAGAGCGAGCAUGAAGAAGCCGAGUGCAGAGUACGAUCACUGGAUGGAGCAUGAUAUCGCAUACUGGCGGUUUGUGGAAACCGAGGAUGUCGAGUUGGCAGUCAGUGCUCAGAAGGGAUUCAAAAAUGGUGUCUUGGGAAUAGGAAGGCUGCACUCUGUCGAAGAGCAUGCGGUGAAGUGGUAUUUGGAUAAAGUACGGGACAUGUUAGUACGACAUGCCGAGCUGGAGAAAGCGGAAGGUAAGAACAUUGAUUAUGCGAUUCCCAAGGCCCAGGCCGAUGCAGCCGAAGAGGAUGCGGUCUGCAAGCUGGUUGGGCCGGAGUAUGAAUGGUAGGAUAUCGUGGUGGCGGGGUAGGUGGUGGGAAGUAGGAG